AUGGGUUCAGCACUUUCAACGUUAAUGGACCUCCGGAACUCCAUGUCCAUGGUGCCCCAUCCGUUCAUCAGCGGUGAUAGAAGUCCACAGUCUCUGGUUGUGCCAGGUACAGAAACAGAAACAACAUCUGGAGUUUAUCGUCACAGUAAGGUAUAUCAUGAGGAGGAUUACCAGAAACUGGUUAAAGAAUACCAUUCUGGGAUGAAUUGUGUGCAAAUUCUAGAAAAGCAACACAGAGAGUUGACCACACGCCCUGCUGUUGCCUACCGUCCACUUGAGAAAGUGGAACAUCGUCCAGUGGAUACGUCAGAUGGUAAACACCGCAUGUUUGAUUAUUUUCACUAUGGUGAACGUAAGGUCUUAACCUAUGGUGAUUUAUGGCGUCAAAUUACUUUAUUUGGUGCUGGACUGCGGGAAAUUGGUUUACCCGAGAAGAGUAUGAUUACUAUUUAUGAAGAGACACGAUGGGAGUGGUUGGUGUGUAUUUAUGGUAUUUGGACACAAAAUAUGAUUGCCUCAACGGUGUAUGUAAAUCUCGGCGAAGAUGCUCUUACCUACGCCCUCAGUGAGACAAGCUCUGCUGCUAUCUUUUGCAGUGCAAAUACCAUGCAUACAUUAUUACCACUCCUCCGUGCUCAAAACUUAAGUCCUACUAUUAUCUAUGUGGAUAAUCUACCUAAUGAUGUAGACCUAGAAGGAUUUCAAGUUAUUGGAUGGAAUGAACUUUUGGAACGGGGUGAAAAAUCUAAUUAUACAGCAACUGUUCCAACAGAUAAUAAUGCGGAUGCUCUCGUAAUGUAUACAAGUGGAACUACAGGAAAUCCAAAAGGUGUUGUACAUACGCAUGGUUCUCUUGCCUCUGGUAUUGUGGCACUGGAUCAGCGACUAAGUGACAUCUACACAGGUAAUGGUGUGGAAGAUGUUUAUUGUGCUUACUUACCCCUAGCACAUAUUCUUGAAUUCGGUAUUGUAAAUAUCUUUUUAAAACGUGGUAGCCUUGUAGGAUUUUGUAAUCCUCGUACCCUUACGGAUGAGUAUGCUAUUCCACAUGGAGACUUUAAAGAGUUUAGGCCACGAAUCGUUAUUGGAGUCCCUCGUGUAUUUGAUACAAUUAAGAAGGGUGUUGCGGCUAAAUUGCCCCAACCGGGAACACUGAAGAGAAAGAUAUUUGAUAAGGCCUACGCCACACGUCUACGUGCAUUGCAGAAAUAUCAAGAUACUCCUUACUGGAAUAAAGCCGUAUUUAAAAUGUGUUUUGAGGCCAUUGGUGGAAGAGCGUAUUCCAUGCUCUCCGGUGGUGGUCCACUCAGCGCAGAAACACAAACGUUUAUGGAUGUCUGCUUUGGAGGACCCAUGUUGAUUCAAGGUUGGGGUCUCACCGAGACUGUUUGCUGUGGCACCACACAACGAUUAAAUUACAUUGAGGUAAAUGAUGUUGGACAGCCAGUUGUGACGGCAGAGUUGAAACUACUCGACACGGCGGAGUACAAACACACAGAUAAGCCAGAACCCCGUGGAGAGAUUUUACUGCGGGGUCCUUUUCUGUUUAAAGGAUACUACAAGCAGGAGGCCCUCACACGUGAGGCAAUUGAUGAGGAUGGAUGGUUCCACACAGGAGAUGUUGGUAGUAUGUCGUCGAACGGAACCCUUCGUCUCAUUGGCCGUGUAAAGGCAUUGGCAAAGAAUGUGUUGGGAGAGUACAUUGCAUUAGAGACAUUGGAGGCUAUUUAUAGUCAACACGAUGUGUGUAUUACUGGCGGUGUUUGUGUUUUGGUCGAUCCUGCUCGUGCCUACAUUACAGCACUUGUGUUAACGGAACCUCCGCGGGCUCUGAAGUUCGCUGAGGCGAAUGGUAUUAAAGGAUCAUAUGAGGAACUUUUGCAGAAUGAAGUUUUUCACGCUAAAGUGGCAGAGGCGUUAGCGGCGAUUGCGAAGAAGGCGGGGCGGAAACCGUUUGAGUUAGUGCGAUAUGUGCGCGUGUUGGGAGAUACGUGGACACCAGAGAAUGGUCUCGUGACUCCAACCUCCAAACUGCGCCGCAGUAAUAUUGAUAAACACUACGCUGACAUAAUUAAAGAGCUGUUCGCACCGGAGAAGUAA
This is a messenger RNA of Trypanosoma theileri, 2100 nucleotides long. RefSeq names its product putative fatty acyl CoA synthetase 2. The record is from RefSeq and is a predicted model, not a curated record. Gene Ontology annotation, cellular component: membrane; endoplasmic reticulum. The transcript has a single exon. Gene Ontology annotation, molecular function: long-chain fatty acid-CoA ligase activity. Lineage: Eukaryota; Euglenozoa; Kinetoplastea; Trypanosomatida; Trypanosomatidae. Bases 1 to 2100 code for a protein of 699 amino acids.